UCCACAGAUAGAGAGAGAGCUUAGUCAAACCAUGAGAAAGAGACUGUGACAGAGACUACUGAGAUAAGCUGAUAAGGGGUAACAAUGAGUGGACAGACCUAGACAAGACAAUUUCUUCAUUCUGAAAAAAAUUUCAACAGACCUUUUUGGACCACCACCUCCCAUUCAAAGUAAACUUGGUACAAAUACCCUUCUGAAGCUGCAAUGGCAGACAGCAGCAGUCUCCCAUUGUCAUCCUACAUCAUGGAUGAGGAAACUCUGAAGAGAAAACAAAAAGAGAAGCUAAAGAAGUUGAUGGCUACAGGAGGCAAUCCAAGGCCUACACGCUCUCUCCUCUUCUUGACACUGAGGAAUCCCUUUCGCAAGGCUUGCAUCAGUAUUGUGGAGUGGAAACCUUUUGAAAUCAUAAUCUUACUGGCCAUUUUUGCCAACUGUGUGGCUCUGGCUGUGUACUUGCCCAUGCCUGAGGAAGACAGCAACAACACCAACAGCAACUUGGAAAGCCUGGAGUACAUUUUCCUCAUCAUCUUCUCUGUUGAGUGUUUCCUGAAGAUUGUUGCCUAUGGAUUUCUUUUCCAUGCAGAUGCAUACUUAAGGAAUUGCUGGAACAUUCUGGACUUUGUCUGUGUAUCUGUUGGGCUUUUCACUGUGGUUGUGGAUGCCAUUAAUCACAUCAGUGGGGUGGAGGCUCCAGUAGGAGAAAAAGGUGGUGGCUUUGACAUGAAAGCUCUGCGGGCAUUCAGAGUUCUCCGACCACUUAGACUGGUCUCUGGAGUACCCAGCCUGCAAGUGGUGAUGAACUCCAUUCUAAAAUCGAUGCUUCCUCUUUUUCACAUCACCCUACUGGUCCUUUUUAUGGUCACCAUCUACUCAAUCAUGGGAUUGGAGCUUUUCAAAUGCAAAAUGCACAAAACCUGCUACUACAUUGGCACAGACAUUAUUGCGACAGUGGAGAAUGAGAAGCCGGCUCCAUGUGCUCAAGCGGGGAAUGGUCGGCGUUGUACCAUCAAUGGCACAGAGUGUCGAGCUGGCUGGCCAGGCCCUAACCAUGGAAUCACCCAUUUUGACAACCUGGGCUUUUCAAUGUUGACCGUCUACCAGUGUAUCACCACACAGGGGUGGACAGAUGUCCUUUACUGGGUCACCUUACUUCCUCCCUUUGUGUGUUUUCCCGCUGUUGUGAUUGUCGGCCCCACCCUGAUUGUCUCCACCUGUUUCCCCUUACCUUGUGUAUAUAUAGUCUGCGUCUCCUUUUGUCCUGUGCCAGUUCGUCUUGUCUCCUCUAAUGAGAAAAAGUGUGUUUUCUACAAGGAAGGCCAGUUCUACCCGGUAAACCUGGUCAGGAACGUGGCCCUGAAGAACGCCAACACGCCAUACGUGUUCCUGACUGACGUGGAUUUCCUGCCAAUGUACGGCCUCUACGAUUACCUCAGAAGGUCCGUGGUGCUGCUGGACAUGGCUCACACUAAGAAGGCUCUGGUGGUUCCAGCUUUCGAGACGCUUCGGUAUCGUCUAUCCUUCCCCAAAUCCAAAGCUGAGCUGCUCUCCAUGCUGGACAUGGGGACUCUCUACACCUUCAGGUAUCAUGUGUGGCCUAAAGGUCACGCUCCUACCAACUAUGCCAAAUGGCGAACUGCCACCACACCUUAUAAGGUGGAAUGGGAGCCAGACUUUGAGCCGUACGUUGUGGUGAGACGGGACUGUCCAGAGUACGACCAGCGCUUUGUAGGCUUUGGCUGGAACAAGGUGUCGCAUAUCCUGGAGUUAGAUGCACAGUCUCUCCUGAAGAGCAGCAAAUAGGUCAGAGAGCUCCUGGGUUCCAAAGGAUGGUGGCCUCAAAAUCCGCAGCUUCUGCGUCAGCUGUGCUGUUGCCCUCAUCUGAUAUCAUGUCUAUUGUGAUUCCUCUCCAAACAUCCAUUUCUUCUUAGGCCCAGACAGCUGUCCUGUCCAGCUGUAUAAUUAGAACUGCUCUGUGGUGUUAACACACAGAUAUUAUGGC
Messenger RNA from Plectropomus leopardus (leopard coralgrouper), 1999 nucleotides. NCBI's taxonomy places the organism in Eukaryota, Metazoa, Chordata, Actinopteri, Perciformes, Serranidae. The record is from RefSeq and is a predicted model, not a curated record.